Messenger RNA from Nothobranchius furzeri (turquoise killifish), 1402 nucleotides. RefSeq names its product tnfrsf1a-associated via death domain (gene tradd). Gene Ontology annotation, molecular function: transmembrane receptor protein tyrosine kinase adaptor activity. Gene Ontology annotation, cellular component: tumor necrosis factor receptor superfamily complex. Gene Ontology annotation, biological process: extrinsic apoptotic signaling pathway; positive regulation of canonical NF-kappaB signal transduction. The record is from RefSeq and is a predicted model, not a curated record. Lineage: Eukaryota; Metazoa; Chordata; Actinopteri; Cyprinodontiformes; Nothobranchiidae.
AGAACGUAGGUUGAUUUCACUCAGCCAACGGGAAGCCAGGAAGUCCCUGUCAGUGGGUGUGAUUUCUAAGGAGGAAGCCUAACCGAACAAACUAAACCGUUUUAAGAGGAUGGCGGACAAGACUCUGGAUGGAGGUCAGUGGACGGGAUGUGCAGUCAUGUUUCUGCAGUCUCUCUUUCCUGGUGUGAACCUGCUCUCUCUCUACAAAGACCAACAGGAAAAAUUCAACAUUUUUAAAGUCAUCAAGUUGACACUUAUAGAUUCUGCAGGAGGCCUUGGUGGCUAUGAGAUCCUAAAGGUCCAUGACGCUGAGCCCUUCCUGGGGGUGGAGGUGAAAUUUGUGGAUGUGGCAGCAUGUCAGCAGUUCCUGGAGAGCUACAGCUCUGGAGCGGUGCGGCAGUCCCUUUGCCAACACGCCUGCCGGCUUCUCGCUCUUCCUCAGGAGUUCAGUGUGAGAAUCCAGCUGAAAGCCAGCACUCACAUCCUGGAUUUGUGUCUGGAUAAUCUGAAUAUCUGUUUACAGCACAUCCACCUGUCACAGCCCGAGCGCUUGCGCGAUGAAGAGAUUGAUCGACUGGAGCAGCAGCUGCAGAAUCAGGCCCUAGGUCCCACCCACCAGCCCAUCGUAGUCCAGCAGGAGGAGUCUCCUGUCCCUAGCAACUGCUUCAAGUUUCAGAACAGAGUGUUUGAGGACCGAAUGCUCUCACCGGCAGACAUUCAGUGCUUCUCUAACGGAGUGGGCCGCCAGUGGAGGAAUGUAGGGAGGGCCCUGGGGAAGAGCUGUCGUGCGUUGAAGGGCCCGGCUAUAGACAACCUGGCCUACGAGUACGAGAGAGAAGGGCUGUAUGAGCAAGCCUAUCAGCUGCUCAGCCGCUUCAUCCAGGCGGAGGGGAGGGCAGCCAAGCUGAGCCGACUGGUCAGAGCUCUGGAGGACAGCAAACUCACCAGCCUGGCUGAAAACAUUCUGGACAUACAGCCCAGAGAGUAACUCGUGAAAACUGAGGGGACAGGUCCCCUGUGCACGAGGACGGGGGACGCUAACCUGCCUGCUUUUGACAUUCAGUGUGAUUGUUCUUGUCUGUCUUCUUUGUGUUUCAAAUCAUUCUUGUGUGUGUGUGUGUGUGUGUGUGUGUGUGUGUGUGUGUGUGUGUGUGUGUGUGUGUGUGUGUGUGUGUGUGUGUGUGGAUGGUUCAUUCAGAAUUUGUUAAAUCAGUUAUUAGUAUUAUUGUUAGUUGUUUUCUUUUAUUUGAAGUAAUCGGUCAUCACUGUCAAAAGGAUUUGCCGUCGGGCGUUAAAUGCUCUGUGUAAAUGGUUUUCAUCAUGUACCUCUUUUUUUCUGCUCUACAAGUCAUUUUUUAAAUAAAGCCGGUCAGGUCUCGUUUCUAAGGACGACACAGCUGAA